Molecule: messenger RNA, 783 nt
Organism: Pararge aegeria (speckled wood butterfly)
Lineage: Eukaryota; Metazoa; Arthropoda; Insecta; Lepidoptera; Nymphalidae
Product: dTTP/UTP pyrophosphatase
Exons: 4
Coding region: 105-725 (206 amino acids)
Molecular function (GO): nucleoside triphosphate diphosphatase activity
Source: RefSeq, a predicted model, not a curated record
AACCUUACUUUUCAGUUAUCUCGUUUCCAUGUUUACAAUAUUCUUUGCAAACGAGUCUUAAUAUCUUUUUAUAUUUUAAUUGUGUAGCUGAAUAAACAUUAAUAAUGCUACAACCGAUAAAGCACGUUUUAAACCGCAAGAGAAUUAUUCUCGCAAGUGGUUCACCAAGAAGAAGAGAAUUAGUGGAAAAUAUUGGUCUAAAAGUGGAACUUUGUCCUUCAUUGUUUGAAGAAAAUCUGGAUCCAAAAACUUUUAACUGCUUCUCAGCAUUUGUGGAAGAGACAGCAUUGCAGAAAGUUCUGGAAGUAGAAAAUAGGUUAAAGUCCCUAGGAACACCACCUGAUGUUGUGAUAGGGGCUGAUACAAUGGUCACAUUAGAUGGUGCGAUGUUUGGUAAACCUACCUCAAAAAAGGAAGCUUUUGUUAUGCUAAAGAGUCUUUCGGGCCGUAGUCACACUGUAUACACUGGAGUUGUAGUUAAAUCGCUAGACAAAGUUGUCAAGUUUACAGAGAAGACAGAUGUUGUUUUUGGAAAACUAGAUGAUGAACAGAUUCAAGGUUAUAUAGAUACAGGGGAGCCAAUGGAUAAAGCUGGGGGUUACGGGAUACAAGGAGUGGGGGGUACGUUCGUGGAGCGUGUAGAGGGCGAUUACUUCACGGUUGUCGGUCUGCCUCUGUACAGACUUUGCUCAGUGCUGUACGAAUUGUUUAAGGAAAAUAAGUAAACUAGAAUGACAAGUUGCAAAAAAAUAUUAUAAGUUAAACCUAUGUGUUUUAUGUAUU